AAACAACUAACUUUCGGCAACAUGGCGAAUGCUGUCGUUCAAUACUAGUGGUACGGGUUCAUAAAAAAAUCGUUAAGACUUCCAAGUCCAUCUUGAAUCUAUUUUCAAUCAUAAAUACAAUUUAGUUGUACAUAUUAUCUUUUAUUAUUUUUUAAUCAAUAACCCGAAAAUCGAAUUGAAGUUUCUGUAAGGAAUAUUUUACCAUGCCCCGCCGCGAACCUAUUGAAGACGUCAGCUUUACUGAUGAUGAGGCCUUGCCUCCUGGUAUAGUAUUCACUGAUACGCUAAAAAAGAAAUGGCGUAUAGGAAAACCAAUAGGUAGAGGAAGCUUUGGCCGUAUAUACUUAGCCUCUGACAACAGUGAGCAGGAGGUAACUAAGCAAAAUGCUCGUUACGUAGUCAAAAUAGAACCACAUAAAAAUGGGCCACUGUUUGUUGAAGUGCACUGUCUAAUUAGGACAGCCCAAUUUAAUGAAGUUAAAGCAUGGAGACAGAAGAACAGGAAACGUUUAGGCAUGCCAAUAUAUAUUGCAAGUGGCUCAUUUACGGAUGAAAACUCUGGCACCAAAUACAGAUUCCUAGUCUUGCCCCGCUAUGACAUUGAUCUUCAAAAAAUCAUCUCAAAAACAAAAGUAUUAGACUUAAGAAAUGUCCUUGUGAUUGCUAUACAAAUUCUCGAUGUUUUAGAACAUUUACAUAGCAAAGGGUACACUCAUUCUGACAUUAAAAGCUCCAACCUCAUGCUAGGUUUUGAUGGAAAUAAAUUUAAUAAUGUAGUUAAAGUACCUUCUUUCCAAAAAGAUAAUAAACAAAUUUUGUUAUUAUCUAAAAAGCACAGAAAAACUAAAAGUAGUAGGGCCAGAGUCUCCAAUUAUUAUGAAGACGAAGAUUAUAAAAUCAGGGACAGAACCACAGAAUGCCAGGAAGAAAAUGACAAACAUUUGGCAACUGUCAAAAAAAAGUUGAGAAAAAUCCUCUCCGAUAAAGACAGUAGAAGGUUGCACCGUCACCAUGCUUUUAACCUAAGGCAACUGUCUAGUUAUGUUAAUUAUGAAGAUUUAAAUAGUUCAGUAUGUUCUGACCAAUCUUAUCAAAAUUUCCUAGAUGAUUUUGGCCAUAUUUAUUCACCGACAAAAGUUUUUAAUGAAGAUACAACACUUGCACAAAACGGCAAAGACAAUUCAGAUGAGAAAUAUAAUGAGGCAGUUUUAUCCCAAUCAAAUGGUCAGAUUUACUUACUGGACUACGGCCUCGCUUCAAAGUUUAUCGAUUCAAAGGGAGAGCACAAGGCUUUUGCUAUGGAUGCCAGAAAAGAACAUGAUGGAACUUUGGAGUAUAGUUCUAGAGAUUCUCAUAUUGGAGCUCAUUCAAGACGUUCUGAUUUGGAAACUCUUGGAUUCAACCUCCUAGACUGGCUUACAGGAACCUUGCCAUGGAAGACCUCUGAAGUAUUAGCUGAACCUAACCUCGUACAUGUAUUAAAAAAGAAUUUCAUGGGCGACAUUAAGUUGUUACUCAAAACGUGUUUCAAAACUGAAUUUUACCCUCAGUUCCUGGAGAAAUAUCUAGAGUAUGUAAAAAGUCUUGAUUUUGCAGACAAACCUGACUACGACUAUUGUAGGAGCCUUUUUAGGGCAGAGUUGUUGAAAAAUGGAUACAAACAAGAUAAGGAAUUAAACGUAAAUGUCUCUGAAACACCAAUGUCUCCCAUGAGAAGUAAAUGCUACUCAAAAAGAUUUGGUAGAAAGAACACACCACAAGAUUUCAUCUCUCGCAACGGAAUAAAGAAAGCUUUGGAAAGAGAAAAUGUGUGCUCUCUAGAAAACGAUUUGAAACUUGAGCUUUUAAAGCAAACAUUGAACACCUCAAGUGACGGCAUACGCAAACCGUGCACUUCUAGAAACUUCUUCAUAUCAGAUGCAGACUUGGUUGCACGCUUGAAGAAAUCGUUGAUGCCCCAUGAUAUUUUUGGUAAAAAACUGUCACCGAAAAACCUAAGGUCCAAACAGAAGAAUAUUGCAAAACGCAAAAGUGUCAGGAGACAUAGAAAUAGCAUUGGGAAAUUUGGGAAGUUCAUGGGGUCUGCCAAACAGUUCACUUGGGCUGAAAUCUUAGCUCGGAACCCAGAAGAUAUCAUUCGUAAAGAGCGUAACCCGGUGACCGACAAUGAAGCAGAGGAUGACGACUCCACAUGCAAAUACAGAAUCAGAAAACUCUCCGAUGCAUCAGAAAACUCGGAUACUCAAUCUCCUAUACUGCAAAAAGAAUAUUUGCAUGACAAAAAUCCCACUUACGCCAUGAAUGAAGUAAUUGCCAAUUUAAAGAAAAGAAUAAAUAGUAAAACUGCAAAAGAAACUAAUGAAACCCAGCCACUAAUGGAAGGAUACACUCCCGCAAUGAUGAAAUAUUAUUUGAUAAAGCAAAAACGUGAGGCAAAGGAAAAGAUUGAGGAGCAAAUCAAAAAACACAGUGUACGGGAAAUCACAGUACGUUGUACAAGAUCCAAGGUGAAUAAACCGAAAAAAACAGAAACCAGAUCAACAUCAACAAAGAGAAAGGCAGCAGAUGAAGAGAAAACUGUUGAGAUUUGUGAACAAGUAACUCCUAGGAAAAGUAAGCGAAAAACUCCUAGGAAGAGUGAUAAUACCCCUAAGACUGAAGUCACAACUGUAGAAACACCUAGUAAUACUAAGACUACACCUACUAAAAAUAAGAAAACAGUGAGGAAGACAACCGUCACAGUUAACAGAAGAAGAUUAAGGAGUAGCAAACGUAGGAAAAGUUAGAUUAGUGUUAGUUAUUUUAUAGUUCUUAGCUUAGUUUAUAGAACAGGCUCAGACUAAUUAUAUAGAGACCUGCCUCGCUAAACUUUACCCCUCUGUCAAAGUAUAAGAUCAAUGAUCUAACGCGUUUAUGAAAGCUCUCUCUAUAGAAUCAUUGUUUCAUAGUUGUAGUUAUUUUGUUUGUGUCCAUUAAAAAUCGGUUUGUGUAGUUGAAUGGUGUAGAAAACUGUUAACAACUUCUACUUUAUUAAAACAAGGUAAGUUUCAUGUGUAAGCAUUUCUAACUUAUUUGUAUCAAAGUAUUACAAACAAUAUUUAAAAAAAAAUGAUUCUUUAGCCUUAACUAAAUAAAUACUCUAUGUCAGAGAGCAUUUAUCGGCGAAGGCGAAUAAUUUUUUAACGGACUUCCAAAAAGAAGGAGGUUCUACGUUUGGCUGUAUUUAUGUUUUUUUUUUAAUUUGUUUUUAUACAAACAACAGAGAGUAUGGUCUAUUUCAUUUUGGUCUGUUAUUGACCUAUCUAAAUGAUGUAUUUGUCAACAUUGUAUUGGGAUGUGUAAAACUUGCAUCACAUACAUGUGUGUAUAUAGCAAUUCAAAUAUAUAGUUGUGUGUAUCGAAAAGACAUUUAUUGGUGUUACAAUUUUCGAUGUGUGAGUUUACCUUCCUCAAAAAACGACAGACAAUUUUGUUUGUAAAUUUGUGUGUGAUACUAGUCUUAAUAUAAUUAGUCUGAGAGUACAUUGUCUUGUCACGGCUCCACAUCAGUCUAAGAUAGCUCCACGGUAAGAGCGGUCGGACUCAUCACCGAGGGGUGUUGGUUCGAUCCCCGCCCCGUUUGAAAUUAGGAAUGGAAAUAGAUUUUACUCUGGAUUAACACAUAGGCUACUUUUUAUCCCGGAAAAAUCCAUGGUUCCCGCGGAAUUUGUAAAAAACUGAAUUCCACGCGGAUUUCAGCCAAAUCGCUACAGUAGCCGCAGCGUAAAGGAGGAACAAACAUACACACACACACUUUUGCCAUUAUAAUAUUAGCGUAAUGACGUGAUGAAAUAACAUGAGGGUAAUAUAUUUCAAUUGCCGGAUCUGUACUAAUAUUGAUGGGCUGACAAACUUUCAGAAAAAAUGACGAAGAUUUAGCCAUAUAUAAGAUGUUAUGUGUGGAGCCUGUAGACACAGAGUUUUUAUGUUCAAAAUUAUCAACUGUAUGUGUAAUAGGUUUAGGUAGUGUAAGUAAGAUUUAAUAAAAUCAUUGCAUUUAAAUUAAAUAAAAAACAAAAAAAAUUAUCUGUGUUAAGGUUAAAAAUCAAUGUGAUUUAAAUCGUAUUUACGUAUUAUACCUUAAUCAACAAUUUGUUUUUUUUUUGUUAUACUUGCGAAAAUUCCAUUACAAUAUUUUUUUACCAUUGCGAAAUCAUAUUUUAAACAUUUUAUGAAGAUUAUUUUUAAUAAACUGUACUUACAGUUUGUUUCGUGUACGUUUGUCAAUACAGAUGAGGAGUGUAUACAUAGCUUGGCAACUUCGUUCAUAACACUCCCGAUGGUCCGCGCGGGCCGGGGGGCGUGUAGCGAUGAAUGAAAAACCACAACUGAUGCCCCUCACUUCCCCGCACGCACGAUUUCACACCCGCACAGUCUUUCCCCACGUGGCCCGCAUAUCAUGGUAGUGUCAUCAACGAACUUGCCAGACUAUAGUCUGAUGCAAUCUUUAGACGUCUCCGAAAUAAGAUGCAUGUCAUACCGCCGCCGCGCUCCUGCGUACCCGGGGAUAUCUAAAAUCUUGUAUUGCGCAGCUCAACGCACGAUGAUCGGAAAGGUCAUAAAGGUUGCAUCCGACUAUACUACACAAAGUAUAGUUGAAGCAAUACGUAAUGCGAAAUCAUCAAUACAUAUAAAUAAAAUUCAAGUCUGUCUGUGAUUUUAAAAUAACUGAUUUUGUUCAAGUGUAUACACACUAUUUUAUUAUACGUGUCUAUUUACACGACACUAAAAGAUAAUCGAGUUUUUUUUUAAAUAAAAUGUGUUUUCCCGGGACUUCCAAUGGAAGAUAAGAGGAGGUUAUUCGGCAACAUAAUAUGCUAGUUUUUUAAAAUUUCCCACGGGAAUUUACAGAGUUACAAAGUUGGACCUGUUUUAUUAAUAAGUAUAGAUGUUAAGUACAUAAAUAUCAAUAAAUCAUCUGUUUGUAA
Molecule: messenger RNA, 4967 nt
Organism: Bicyclus anynana (squinting bush brown)
Lineage: Eukaryota; Metazoa; Arthropoda; Insecta; Lepidoptera; Nymphalidae
Exons: 6
Coding region: 204-2786 (860 amino acids)
Biological process (GO): signal transduction; peptidyl-serine phosphorylation
Cellular component (GO): cytoplasm; nucleus
Molecular function (GO): protein serine/threonine kinase activity; ATP binding
Source: RefSeq, a predicted model, not a curated record